Oncorhynchus gorbuscha (pink salmon) is the source of this 1024-nucleotide messenger RNA. Its product is annotated as small integral membrane protein 15-like. The transcript is spliced from 2 exons. Bases 216 to 440 code for a protein of 74 amino acids. The record is from RefSeq and is a predicted model, not a curated record. Lineage: Eukaryota; Metazoa; Chordata; Actinopteri; Salmoniformes; Salmonidae.
CGCACGCAUGAACUUUCUUGAAUUUGUCUAGAGUAUGAAGUCACUGGUAUCCUUCUAUCACAAUAAAACUACAAUUCCAUACAUGCCAUGCCAGGCUGUACACGUCAUAACCACGAGCAAGAACCAACUUCCUGGUGUUAGGGUGCCGGAUCAGCGUGGGAUAAAAACAAAAAUCUCUGUUAAGUUUGGGAUUAGAGGUGCUGUUGGCGAUCAGGAUGAUUGACAUGCGGGCGUGGGCGGAGUACCUGGUGGAAUGGGCGGCCAAGGACCCGUACGGCUUUCUGACCACUGUCAUCCUGGCACUUACACCCCUCUUCAUCGCCAGCGCCCUGUUGUCGUGGAAAUUGGCCAAGAUGAUUGAAGUGCGCGAUCGCGAACAGAAGAAGAAACAGAAACGUCAGGAGAAUAUCGCCAAGGCCAAGCGGACCAAGAAAGACUGAGCUGUGGAGGGAGAAAUAAUAGCUACAGUACACAGCUAUGCUCAACACUCUCUUCACUUGCAACACUGCUCCCCCUCGCCUCCUCAACCCAGUCCAGUGCAGGACCACAGACCAUCACUCCUGUCCAGUGUAGGAAGGAUUGUAGGCCCUACAUGGUGGCCUUACAGAGCUGAGAGGGAACUGUAUAGACAGAGGAGGCUCAUUUGAUUGGGCGAUCAGCGUGUGAACCGGGAUUCUGAUUAUGGGGGUGUUGCAGUACUUAGCAUUCCAUUUGUAACAACUCCAUUCCAAUGAUUUCAUAAACUACUUUGAUUGUUUAUCUCCAUUUUAAAUGACUUGUUAAAUUUCUGAAUCACUUGCAUGUUUUUAUUAAAUGAAGAUCUAAAUAAAAUAGGCUUGUAAUUUCUUGCAAAACAUAAUUCCCCAUAACCCUGCCUGUAUGACGCUUAAUUGAAAACGGUUGAGUUCCGACCUGACUUGAUGCGCAGGCAUUGUACUGCAUCAACCACUGGUUUUAUGUCAUCAACUGUUCAGUCGGGCAUAGACUGCUAUAUCAUAGCUGAUAAUUAAACACCUAUCCAAUU